This is a messenger RNA of Pseudovirgaria hyperparasitica, 1616 nucleotides long. RefSeq lists its product as uncharacterized. NCBI's taxonomy places the organism in Eukaryota, Fungi, Ascomycota, Dothideomycetes, Acrospermales, Acrospermaceae. Bases 216 to 1439 code for a protein of 407 amino acids. The transcript has a single exon. The record is from RefSeq and is a predicted model, not a curated record.
CAAACUUCCCAAACAAAUUGAUUCGCAGGAGACUUUUUGGGCGAUUAAUAGUGGUACAAUCUAGGAAAAAGAGGCGAUUGAAAGUCCGACAAUCUCACUGCUGCUACUGCUUGACUAUUAUUAUUAUUACCUACGGACGCCCUGCAUCUGUACUGCAUCUGUGUGCAUCUCCGGCUGUGAGUGCCUUCAGCUAUACAGUACAUCAAACAGUCAGCAUGUCGUCGUCGUCGUCGUCGUCGGUCAUGGUGGACAGCUACCGUCCUACCACUUCUCUUCCCUCUCUACCCCACCGCAAACCUCUACCUGCCCCCGGCUCCAAGACACGAUCUUCCACCUCCACCACUACCACCACCACCACCUCAACUGCAUUCACUCACUCUCCCUCGCAUCUCUCUCACCACUUGCAACAACAACAACAACAACAACAACAACAACAACAACAACAACAACAACAACAACAACAACAACAACACCAACAACACUCGCGCUCCCGCACCACCUCGUCCUCUGUCUUUCCUCUCCUCAACUCCGCCGCCCCGACUCCUCCCUCUCGUCGCACCCUCUCCAACGCCACAUCCUCGACCGCGAGCAGUCAAGGCCACAACAUGAGUCUCGCUCGUUCAAACUCCGGCGGCCUGCAGCGCACCCCCUCGAACCGCUCCGGCCAGUCAAACUCGCCCACAAGCUACGUCUCGUUGAUGCGGAAACAAAAGGCUACCGUCUGGUGCGACAGGUCUCAGCACGAAGAUCCGCGAAUAGUAGAGCAGAGAAGACAGGCCAAGUUGCGUGCCGCUGCGAAGAUGGUCGGCGGUGGAGGCGCGCGACAGUCCGUCUCGACUGCUUCCGUCAACUCUAGCGUGCGCUCCAUGAUCAGACACCAUGGCGUACCCAAGGCGACACCCUACGCGCCUGCAAACAUGUCUGGCACCGGCGUGCCUAUGCGCCUCUCCGCCACCGAGGUCGACGAGGAGGACAGCGACGACGACAGCAACUACCACAGCGCCCCAUACCACCGUCGCACCGGCAGCGGCAGAAGCUCCCUCACCUCGGCCGGCCCGCGCAUCUCGUAUAUGCCUCAUCACAACUCCUCUGCUACUACUACUACUACUGCUCCUGGACGCUUCAGCACCAGUAGCACGCCGCCCAGCAAUCAGGAUCGCAGCCCGCCCGAGGGGGGCGACGACAUGGCUGACGAGACGCCCGUCCCUCGCAGCCGCCCAGACUACUUUUCCACCACCUCCACCGGCAGCGGCAGCUCGGGCGAGCGCGAAUCCAGCUUUGGCGCUCUCGGCCAGAUACCCUCACACGCCCCGCGCGACCUCGGCGCCGAAAAGAAGGCCAGCGACGAUCUGCGCAGAAGAGGCAGUGUUGACGACCGGUCCAUGACCAUGAGCGGGAACGUGCGACUCUUUGUCGCGAAUCCGGACUUGUCGGACUGACUGCCUUGAGAUUUUUAUUUAUUUCCAUUUUUGCUAUCCAUUCCUUGUCCAUGUAUGGGUUCGGCGGCGGCGGCGGCUUCGUCUAUAAUACCAUUGGAGGCGUAAACGACAAAAAGAGCUUUUGAUCUACGGACUAUUAUACCUACAUCUAUCCAUCUACAUAGUAAUACACCCCCU